CCCCUUUUUAAAACCUCAUUUCCACUGGUGUGUUCAUGCUGGACACAGCCGUGAGGGACAUUUUUUAUCUGAUCCGUCAGAGUAAAUGUGUUGUUCUUAGUCGAGUUGCAGUUUUAGUUUUAGUAAAAUGUCGAGUUGGGCGAAGCCAGCCACAGGUGUGCGGAGACCGUCCGGCAGUCCAAACGGAAGUGCUCAGCAGCUGCGGUUGUUCCGGAGAGCGGCUCCGUACCCGAGUAGAGAAGAAAGAACUGAGGAGCUAAAGGAUGCUCUGGACAGUUAUGAAGAACUGGAACAGCUUCAAGGUUACUCCACUAGUGUAAAGUUUGAGACAUACAAACCUCAGCCAAGUGUCUUGAACCCGCCAGUCAAAACCGAGGUCGUCACUCCGGCGGACAGACGUAAAGCUCUGUACCAGAAGUUCUACAAGCAGGUCCAGGAGGAGAGAAAGCCAGCCGACUGCGUGGUCCUGUCCGUCACCAACAAGUUCCUGGAUUACCCCAAAUCGCUAAGCCAGUGCUUGCAGGAACGUGGCCUGUCAGUGGAAAUGCUGUACCUUCAAGUGGAAUCGGGCCUGACCCGGGCCCUGCAGGACGUCCGAGCAGACGGCUCCCCGUUAUGUAUACUGGUGGAGCAGAAAAAUGUAGCUCUGUCCUCCUGCACUGUUAUCAUAUUCUCAGAGUCCCUCAAAAUCCACCGUAACAUGCCUAAAGACCAGGCUCUGGAUUUUGUCCAAGCUGAGUACAGUCGCGGACUCCUCAAGGAGAAUUCACCAAGGGAUCCUGCAGACAUCGCAGCACAGGCAUCGCAGCUGCUGGAUGACUUUCUGGAUCGAGAAAAAAUUGCACGGCACACGGUUCCCUCUGAAAUCCGACAUCACCUCUCGCUGCUUGCCGACGGGGUGCAUCUGUAUUUGGAGGAGCUGGAAUCCAUCUCAGAGUACGUCGCUUCCCGACAAGAGCAUUUGCAAGCUCUGGCCUUAGGUGAUGAGGAUGAUAAAGGGAACAUGAUACCCCCAGGACUGGGAAAACCCCCUCCUCUGCUUCCAACUCCACCUGGGCCUCAGUCUGCCUCAAUAGGAUCUCUUGGGGACCACUCUCCACCUGUAUCUGUAGGUCUGCUGCCGACACCAGGCUCUUUCCCCAAAACCAAACCUCCUCCACUCCUGUCUUUGCAUCGGACUCCUCCUGGGAUGUCUUUAGGACCCCUGGGUUCCCGGGCCCCCCCGUCCUCUCUGGAUCCGUACGGAGCUCCAGGUUUGUCCCGAGGGCCGCUGCUCCACCACGCUCCUCCGCUCUACCCGGGCCUCCGGUCCAGGCCCAGGGCGGCCCCUCCGUCCUUGAAGGGUUCUCGUCCUCCUCUUCUGUCAACACCAGUUGGUCCCCAUCUGCGACUGGGUGGACCACGACACUGAAGGCCGACACUGUAACACACAAAGCGUUUUAGUAUAUCAGAUGAUUUCAGAGCAGGAAGUUUCCAGAGGAAUUCCCUGCUGGUGUUUAUUAAAAUAGUAAAACAGUAAAUGUAAGUAAUGCAUAUUUUCAUGUUUUGAUGCCUUUUCUAUUGUUUCCGGCUUUUAACCUCUUAUUUGCAGCAAGAGGUUAAAAUUUGCUGUUGCUGCAAAUAGUCCAGCUUUAUUUUCAAUUUUCUGCCAUUUUUUUUCUGAUGAAGUUUCAAAUUUAAGGAGCAAAUGUAACUUUUUCUUUGUGGCGGUAACAUCAGCAGCAACAAUAUUGCUCUUUGUGACAAAGUACAAAAGUUUAAACAUGAUUCGGCUAAAAGAAAAUAGCAAGUUCUUAUCAUUUAUUGUGUAGGAUUUAAUUUUUGAUAUUCUGCAUAUUUUUGUUCUUUAUAAAAUUCAGUUAAAAAUGUAAAUGAUCGUCACUAAGCAGCCCAUCCUUUUAUUACUGCAUUGUGGACAAAGAUUUUAGAUCCCAUGGACUCAAAUGCACCAAACUCUAUAGACAUUAAAUAUAACUGUUAAGUGUAUUUCUUUUUGAAAGGCCUGUUUGUUCUGUAUUUCUGAUAGUAAUUAAAUAUUGUCUUUUGUUUUUCUUUUAGAUGUAAUUAUUGAGUCUGAUUUUCUUUCAUUGCAGUUGUGUUGAGGUUUGAAGGAUCAGAUGUUUUACUUUGGAAAACCUUUGAAAUGCUUCAGUGUUUAGUGAGAACAUUUUUAUCUUCAGUUCAAACAAGAAACACACACAUCACAUUUAUAUAACAGGCAGCUUGUCAGCUAUUGUUGCGUUCAUUUUAUUUGUUUUUUUCACUAAAGGGUAAGAGAUGUUCCAGCAGAAACUCAUGAAUGAAUAAAAUACUUUUUUAUUUGUUUAGUCAUUUUAGCUUUUAUUGGGCUAAAAACAUUUCCAUGAGAUUCAAACAAAAUUCAGUUUUUCUGCUCUAUGCAAUAAAUUGAAUUUACGAGUUUAGUGUUAUGUCUGGAAAACCCAAAUUGUUCCUCUUUGUAGGUGUUGGUUCUGUGUAAUUAAAUCCCUAAUUGAAAGGGACAUGUUUGAAUCAUCAUCACUCUGUAUCUGCAUCCAUGAGAAUAAGUCAGAAAUGUUUAGUGUCUGUAGGAACAUUCAGAUGCAUCAGCAGCAAAGUAGCAUUUACAUAAAGGUAGAAAUGCUAAAAAAAGAAUUUACAGUUUAUCCAAAUGUAUGAAGAAUUUUGAAAAUGUAAUUACAAAAACUAUUAUACUCAGAUUCAAAGACUGUCUGUCUGAAUGGAAUGUGUGUUCUGUAAAUUUAUGCAAAAAUAACUACAAGGAAAUGAAAGUGAAUGUGGGGAUAUAGACACUGUUUGUUGGAGAAGAGAAGGUCAUAAAGUAACAGCUGCUGAGGGAAAGGAUCUGUGUUAUCGCUCUUUUGUGCAUCUAUGAUGCAGCAAUUUGUCACUUUUAGAACUCUCUAAUUCAGCAACAGCUUCAUGCAAGAAGUAGGAGAUAAUGAUGUUUUAACCAGAGUUUUGUCUUUCACCACCUUAACUGAAUCGUGGGAGCAUCCAACCAGAGCUGGCCUUCCUGAUGAGUUUACUGCUUUACGCUCCAAAAACUCUACAUCUUACUCAGUAAUUUUGUCUAUUUUCUUGUUUAAAUAUCCUAGUACACUAUAAAUAAGAGAACUAACCUGCAAGUAACUUUUCAACAAGACAUGGAAUCUUGCUUUAAGGAUAAGGUGCUAGUUCUGAUAGAUUUCACAUGACAUUUUCCUCCAUGUCUUAAGUGAAAUAAUCUGUCAAUGAAACUAGUACUUUU
Xiphophorus couchianus (Monterrey platyfish) is the source of this 3250-nucleotide messenger RNA. RefSeq names its product nuclear receptor coactivator 5. The transcript is spliced from 9 exons. Lineage: Eukaryota; Metazoa; Chordata; Actinopteri; Cyprinodontiformes; Poeciliidae. The coding region runs from base 128 to 1411 and encodes 427 amino acids. The record is from RefSeq and is a predicted model, not a curated record.